Protopterus annectens (West African lungfish) is the source of this 1433-nucleotide messenger RNA. RefSeq names its product DNA nucleotidylexotransferase-like. The record is from RefSeq and is a predicted model, not a curated record. Gene Ontology annotation, cellular component: nucleus. Gene Ontology annotation, biological process: double-strand break repair via nonhomologous end joining. Gene Ontology annotation, molecular function: DNA binding; DNA-directed DNA polymerase activity. NCBI's taxonomy places the organism in Eukaryota, Metazoa, Chordata, Ceratodontiformes, Protopteridae. The transcript has 4 exons. The coding region runs from base 1 to 642 and encodes 213 amino acids.
AUGCAGUUAUGUGUGUCCUGUCUGCCUUACAGGGGGAAGCAGUAUGGCCAUGAUGUUGACUGCCUUAUAACCCACCCAGUGGAGGGUCAGGAAGAUGGAUUGCUGCCAAAAGUCAUCAGUUCACUAAACAGACAGGGUCUGGUACUGUAUCACAGUAUUAAUGAAAACACCUACAGUGAACGGCAAGACCUGGAACACUUGAGCAGCAAAACCACUAGCUUUGACCAUUUUGAACGAUGCUUCUCCAUCUUUAAACUAUACACUCAAAUGGUCAGUGGUGAAGGGCCCAUUAAGCUGCCCCUGCUCAGUAAUUUGAAAACCAUUGAACACUGCGCUAGUGAUGUACCUGAGGAAGAGUUCUCGGGCAUAGAGGCAGAGCAACUGCAAAAAUGGAAGGCUGUACGAGUGGAUUUGGUUGUUGUUCCUUUCAGCCAAUAUGCUUAUGCCCUUUUGGGAUGGACAGGCUCAAAGUGUUUUGAAAGAGAGCUGCGUCGAUAUGCCAGCCACGAGAAGAACAUGAUUCUGAAUAGCCAUGCCUUGUAUGACAAGCAACAGAAAAUGUUUUUGCCAGCUGAAUCUGAAGAAGAGAUAUUUGCUCACUUGGGAUUGGAGUAUAUUUCCCCAACAGAUAGAAAUGCAUGAUGUCUGUCCAUGUGCACACAGGAUGAACGGCAAGAGACUGGACACACAGCUCAAGUUGUGGUGGUGGUUUGUAAGACUGGAUUAAUAUGAUGUGUCCAUCCAGCAUAAGAAGAGCAGGCCUGACACAAUCCAAAGGAUGAGUUUAAAUGAGAUCAGAACCAUACUGUCAUAAUUCCUCAGAAUGAUUAAAUAAAUAUGGGCAAAUGUAAAAACUGAGCAUAAUUUAAUUUCUAACUAGUGUACUGCAGCAGUAAGGAUUUUUGAAGUAUCACCUGAUAUGUAUAUGGUCUUUUAUUACAUAGCUGUGUUGUAGUAGUAGCAGCUCACAAUAUGUGCAAUGAGAAAGCAAGUAUAUACUGUGUUUUAAUGCCUGAGUUAAGGUACCCAUUAAAACAAUAGACCCAUGCACUUUUUACAUCCAGUGGUAAUCACUACAGCUAGCUUAGCCUUUCUCUCAGGGACUUGUAUUUAAACUAUAUUUCAAGUGUUUUGACAAUUAUUUGCAGGCACAUCCGAACACAGCAGUUGACUGAUCAUUAGCAUUCAGGUAAACUGUCUUCAGGCUGCCUGGAAGAAAGCCUCAUUGCCUUAUUAGAACUUUUGUAUUAAAAUAAAAAUGUGCCUUGUCAUGUCUACAGGUGUUGCAUCUUGACCUUUGUUCUUUUCUUUGUCAGAAUACUGGGCAAGAUGGGGAUAGUAAAUGAAAGUAACUUGUAAGUUACAGUUUUGGUAAACGGUCAUUUUGUAUCAUGUAUUUUUCUAAUUAAAAGUGAAAAGUAUUAAAAAAGUGA